Molecule: messenger RNA, 450 nt
Organism: Exaiptasia diaphana
Lineage: Eukaryota; Metazoa; Cnidaria; Anthozoa; Actiniaria; Aiptasiidae
Product: Golgi-associated plant pathogenesis-related protein 1
Exons: 3
Coding region: 91-450 (119 amino acids)
Cellular component (GO): extracellular region
Source: RefSeq, a predicted model, not a curated record
CCAGUGUCAGUCAACGUCCGAGAAUGCCUACGGGCCCAUAAUGCCUAUCGCGCCCGUCACGGUGCACCACCGCUAGAAUGGGACUCGGCUAUGGCUCAUGAGGCACAAGCAUACGCCGUAACGUUAGCAAGGACAAAGUCAAUGAGGCAUUCUAGCAUUAGAUCAUAUGGAGAAAACUUGGCGAUGCGACAGGCGUGGGGUAGCGAUGUAAAGUAUACGUGCGCACAAGCUACAAAGGACUGGUAUGACGAAGUGAAAUAUUAUUCGUAUUCAAGACCAGGAUUUUCAGGAAAAACGGGACACUUCACUCAGGUCGUUUGGAAAUCAACCAGGCGCCUCGGUGUUGGUAUUGCCAAGAACGGCGGCUUUAUAAUCAUCGUUGCUCGGUACAGUCCACCAGGAAACUUCAUUGGCGCCUUUCGUCAAAAUGUUGGAAGGCCACGUUAUUAA